Didymodactylos carnosus is the source of this 2478-nucleotide messenger RNA. Lineage: Eukaryota; Metazoa; Rotifera; Eurotatoria; Philodinida; Philodinidae. The record is from the annotation of a GenBank genome assembly.
AUGAAAACGACGCGAACGUCUUCUUCAAAUGUAACUUCUAUGAAAAAGAAUGCUGCAGUUGUUACUGAAGAGUAUUGGCUCUGGUCGGCCGUUACUGCAUUCAACGAUAUUGACCAAGAGUUAUUGAGUUUAAAUGAAUUCCGUAGCUUUACACCGUGUGGAGGUGUUUGCUUUGGUCUAAAAAAGAAAGCCGAUGAUCAAUACAGUAUUCGAACUGAUGUAAAAGGAUUAGUAUAUUGUUUUCUACCAACAAGCAUGGAGUCAAAUUUACCAUUCCAUAUGAACGGAUGUUUUGCCCUAUACACCGAUCGUCGUCGUCUGUUACAGAAGUUUAUCGACGAUCGAAACAAGCGACAAUUCGAAUGGAAUGACCUUGUUUUGAAAGCCGUUUGUAAAGCACUUUUAUUUGGUUUAGAAAGUGCAUUAAAUGUAUGUGGUCCACAUUCAUUUGAAACAUUAACAGAAUUUUGGCCAGUCCCAAUCAGAUCGCCAUCACUUAAAGCCUUAGAAACAAGUUUUUUGUCUUCGAUUACUGAUCCAUUGAAAAGUUAUGCAAUAUUCAGUGAUGGCAAACAAGUGGGCUGUUUCCAACAAUGCUGGAUUUUGCAUAUCGAUUUUCCAAAAACAAUUCAACAGCUUUUAUUGGACGAACUUCGUUUGAACUUGCUGCACGUGUUACAGAAUAAUAGUGAGAAAUCAUUACUUUUAAUUUUACCAAUGGCCAUUCUAAACGCCAUUAAAGAAAGAGAAGCCAAUGCAAUUAAGGAAAGAGUGUGGAAUGAAGAAAUGUCUGUCCAAAAGCUAUUGACAGUUGUACAACAAUGUAAUCAAAAUGUGUUGGACAAAAUUAUGAUUUAUCUUAUAACAGAAAAAGCUGUUGAUCAAAUGACCACCAUACCAACAAAAAUCGGUGACUUAAUAAAAAAAAGUGUCUGCAUACGUUCGUCUUCAGGUUUAUUCAAAAUUCCAUCAUCAUUAAUUGAUCCCAGUGCAUCAUUGGCUAAACUUUACGACCUUAGUCAACUGCAUGAGUCACUUCCACAUUCGGUUUAUUGUGAACCAGCAGUUGUUGAAAAGUUACGUCACUUAGGAUUGAUUAAACAAUUCUUACCGAUGUCAUAUAUUGUCGAACGUGCAAAAACUGUCGAAAGCUUCAAUGAGAAUGAAUAUGAAAAAGCUAAGGAGCGCAGCAAAUUACUGUUGCAAUGUUUAGCUCAAUUGCUACAAAAACCAAAAGGAAGUGAAGGCAUUGAAAAAUUAUUAGAUAUCAAGUUCAUACCAGCCAAACAAAAGCCAUUGUUAUACAAAAUGCAAUGGUAUGGAACGGAUAAGGGCCGAUUUUGUGCACCUAUUGAUAAAAUAUAUAACGAUACUUAUGAAUAUCUUUGUGGUGGUGUUCAUUUGUUAUAUGAAAAUGAAUUAAUUAGUGAUAAAGUAUGUGAUAAAGUAUGUGAAAAACUUCAGUUAAAAAGCCCCAUACCCGUUGAAUCUCUAAUCGAACAAAUGCGUAUAUUAGAAAAUGAAUGGUCAAAAAGAGAAAUUUCACCAUCAUCAAGUAAUAUUGUUGUCAUUGGUCAAUUUACAUCUGAUGUUGUCAACUGUCUUUACAAAACCCUGCAAGAAAGAACAAAGGACGAUAACGUAUUACAAAAAGUCAGAGCAUUAAUACCACCAAAAUGGCUUUUCAUUGAUGGACACUUCUAUAGUGUGAACGAUGUUGCUAAAUAUGUUCAAUAUCCAUGUCCCUCUUCCUAUGUUCAGUUACCAAAAAUGUAUCUGGAGUACACAUUUUUCGAUAAAUUAGGGCUUAACAAAUACUUUACACAUGAAUAUUUUAUUACUUCCUUAAAAAUACUGAAAGAGAAAUACAAUGAUCAGCCAUUGUCACCAACAGAUGUAGAUUGUGCGAUUAAAAUGACAUUAGAAUUAUAUGCAGUUUUGAAAGAAAAAAAAGAAAGUUUUGCUAAAACUCAAGAUAUUUAUUUACCAGAUACUAAUUAUAUAUUGAGAUCAACGGAACAUUUGUGCUUUAAUAUUGAUGAUGAAAGUGUACAAGAUAUGUUUGAAAGUGAUAUUACAACGUUGCAUAAAGAUAUACCAGUGAAUAUUGCAAAUAUAUUAGGUGUAAGACUGUUACAACAAAAGGUGAUUGAAGAUCUGUCUAUUGGCAUUCCAUUUGGUCAACAUGAAAAAUUAACAACAAGAAUUCAACAUUUACUUGAAUCAUAUCCACAAGAUAAAGAUAUUCUAAAAGAAUUAUUACAGAAUGCAGAUGAUGCUGGCGCCACGACAGUCCAUUUUAUUUAUGAUCCACGUCAUCAUUCAACAGAAAGAAUUUUUACACCAAAAAGGAAUGUGAAAAACGUGGAUGUAACUCAAAACUAUGCACCAGUUCAAGGUCCUGCUUUAUUAUGUUAUAAUAACAGUCAAUUCUCAGAAGCUGAUUUCGAAGGUAAAAUUUUCUUUCAUCCCUUUUUU